AUGCUUGUCCUUCAGAUCCUGAGCGCAGCUCUUGCCAUCUCUCUUGCAAAGGCGAAUCCCGUCGCCGUCGAUGUUCAUAACUGGGAAAACCCUUCCGCUGAUGGGGCUUUUAAACGCGAAGAACUCAUUGUUGCAAGUCUCGCCGGUCAUUAUUCUCAGUACAUCCCCGGCCCCACCGAGACCAGCCUAACUCUUCGCUAUCAUCAAGAACGCGCCACCUGCCUGGACCAGUUCGUAUGGUACUGCCAGAUCCCUGCAGGAGCGUGUAUUGCUGCUGUAGGCAGUAUCGCCCCGCCUAUCAAUCUCUGGUCUCUUCUACCUUGCGCCAUCGCCGCUGUUUGUGCAUCGGUCGCUCUCACGCUCGGAGCUUUGUGCUGCAACGGCGUUAUUAAAAAUUGCGACAACCCUUCAGGUUUCGCGUCCGGCACCCGCCCGGUCACGGGAAACGUUAUGGCGGCCUUGAACGGAGGUAACGGCGACACGCCUUUCACCAGAGACACAUUUAGGAACGGAUUCAACUCCUAUCUGUGGAGCCAUGGCUCCGAGGUUCCUAAUGACGAUGAUUUCAAUAACAUGUACAACAACUUCUUGAAUCGCGCUUUUUGUAGCUUUGGACCAGGAGAAGGAGGGAACGGUUGCCACCCAGCUUCUGUCUCUCGCGAUUCACCGUUUGAGGUUCAAUCAAGCAAGAGAAAUAAGUACCGCUUAUGUGCAUAG
This is a messenger RNA of Laccaria bicolor S238N-H82, 717 nucleotides long. It is a transcript of the gene MISSP23.5, whose product is annotated as ectomycorrhiza-regulated small secreted protein. The record is from RefSeq and is a predicted model, not a curated record. The coding region runs from base 1 to 717 and encodes 238 amino acids. The transcript has 7 exons. NCBI's taxonomy places the organism in Eukaryota, Fungi, Basidiomycota, Agaricomycetes, Agaricales, Hydnangiaceae.